Oppiella nova is the source of this 780-nucleotide messenger RNA. NCBI's taxonomy places the organism in Eukaryota, Metazoa, Arthropoda, Arachnida, Sarcoptiformes, Oppiidae. The record is from the annotation of a GenBank genome assembly.
AUGGCGAUCCCCACCAGAGCUAAACCCAUCAACACAUUGAAUGAAUUAUCUGCAGCACAACGAAGCGGUCAGAUUCAGGUGACAGCCAUCGGUGGCUCCUCUUAUUACGACUCUUUGAAGACCGCAAAGUUUGGUGUGUAUCAGGAGAUCGGGCAACUCAUACAACCCGUCAGGAAUAAGGACGAAGGACUCAAUAUUGUCAUCAAUGCCUCCAAACCUCACGCAUACAUCUCGACCAGAGAUCACUUGUAUUACGGUUUACUAAAGUUUGGUCCAAAACUUAUACAUUUGCCGCCUUAUACUGAGGAGUCGACUGUGUUUCUCGAUGUUAUGGCUAUUGCUAUGCAUUACGACUUCCAGUAUAAGGAUGUCUUCAAUAAAUUAAUAUCGGACCUAAAGAAAGGCGGUUUUCUCGACUACUGGCGCUUAUCUGAGAACCGGAAGCUAGCAGUGAAUGGGGAUCAGAGUGUGAAUACUGUGGACGACCAGAGAGAGCAUGAGGUCCUUAUCCUGGAUCAGUUGCAAAGUGCUUUCUAUCUGAUGGCAUUGGGCUAUAUGAUGGAAUUGUCAUCGGAUUGGACACAACCGGCGGCGCAGACGGCGAAGACAUAUGGGGAAGCGCUGGACGUGUUGGUGAAGUCGGGGCCGACCGACGACUAUUCGCUGAUCCAACGGAUCGGAAGCGGAAGGUAUGGCGAAGUGUUUGCGGCCAUCAAUGUGACCACCGAUAAGAAGUACGCCAUCAAAGUCCUCAAACCCGUGCGCAUCGAGAAAGUGAUC